UGGUUGGGAUGAAGAUCUGCGGAGAGUCCACACCUGUGGAGUGCUGGAGCCACCUAUUUCCACAGGCGUUUUACCAUCGGCCACACCCGAAGUGGCUGUGAUUGAAGCAUCGUUGUGUCUGGCCGGGGAAACAAGACUGGAAGUGAAAGACGUCUCUUGGACCUCCAGGUGGGACUACCUUCUCGCCUCUUUCCCCUCUCACACCAACAUCCAAUGGCUCUCCAUCGUCAACUCCCUCAUUGUGGUCAUCUUUCUCACCGGUCUGGUUGCUCUGGUUCUGGUGCGCACGCUCUACCGUGAUGUUUCGCGCUACAACAAGCUGGACUCAACGGUGCGUCGUCACUCCCUCUUCCAGUCGUUGCGAUCAUUAUCAUUGCCCUAUUGUUAUUAUUCUGGUUUUUUUGCCUUCUGCUUUUUAAUCUGA
Dibothriocephalus latus is the source of this 424-nucleotide messenger RNA. The record is from the annotation of a GenBank genome assembly. Lineage: Eukaryota; Metazoa; Platyhelminthes; Cestoda; Diphyllobothriidea; Diphyllobothriidae.